AAGUCAAAAACAAAAUGAGAUGAGUUAAUUUAUUUUAUAAUUUUCUAUGAUUCAUGUUCACGAUCACUUUACAAACAAGUCGAUUGUAUUACUCAUCAUAGAAUAAUUUUAUAUCAAUAGUUUUUUGUUAAUUUCAUAGUGCGUGGUCACGAACAAAAUGUUUUCAACAAAUCCCAAUUACACUAAGCUAAAAACUCAUUUGAGAUUAGCUAUAAAUCGGCUCAAGUUAUUAGAGAAGAAAAAGACCGAAUUAGCUCAGAAAGCACGGAAGGAAAUAGCCGAAUAUAUCGCAGCUGGAAAAAGUGAACGUGCUAAAAUUCGUGUGGAACAUAUAAUAAGAGAGGAUUACAUGGUGGAGGCAAUGGAGAUAGUGGAAAUGUACUGUGAUCUGAUACUUGCGAGGUUUGGGCUGGUCACACAGAUGAAGGAACUGGACGAGGGCCUGGGUGAAGCCAUCUCCAGUCUCAUAUGGGUCGCUCCAAGGAUGCACACGGAUGUUCAGGAACUCAAGAUAAUAUCAGACCUGCUAACAGUGAAGUACGGCAAAGUGUAUGCGGACGCUUGCAGGAGUGAGAGUGUGAACACAAUAAGUGAAAAAUUGAGGCACAAGAUGUCAGUGCAGAGUCCACCCAAGAUACUUGUUGAGAAGUAUCUCAUUGAAAUAGCUAAGAACUAUAAUGUUGCGUAUACACCUGAUGAACAGGUCAUGCGUGAGGAAGAAGCUAGAGACGCGAUGCUGAUAGACAUCAACGGGCCGCCCAAUCCGCCCGGCUUCAUCGGCUACCCGCAACCGCCCCAGUUGCCGCAAAUGCCCAGCCUGCCGCCGCCCACCGUCACACCCUUCAACUAUCCAUCGCAACCUUCGGGGGGCAAGGCGGGCGGAUUCAUCGCAACGCACCCAACGUACGGUGGGCCCAGCUCACCCAUGAACUACAACAUGCCGCCCGGCGUCGACUCCAAGUCUAUGAACAACAGCUUCUUGCAGGAGGAAAUGCACAACCUACCUCCCGCUUAUGACAGCAUUGCGCAUGACACGCCUUCACACGUCCCAACUCCAUAUGUGCAACCACACGUGCCGACUCCACACGCCCCGACCCCACAGCCGCGCGCCCGACCGCCGAACGCGACCAAUUACUUCCCCGAACUACCCGAGCUGCCGUCCGUGCCCUCCGACCUCAUCCUCCCCUCCGUGCCUCAGAGCAACAACUCCAACACGACCAACGACGGCAACGCUCCCGACGAGAUCGACUUCGACGAGCUGAACCGACGGUUUGAGGAGUUGAAGAAGAAGAAAUGAUUUACUUGUAAUCUCUAUUUACAAAUACAUUAUUAUAUUAUGUUAAAAUAUAAAGGCACGUUUAUUGGUGAUGUUUUGGGUAAAUUUUGAUGUAUAAUUUUUGGAGGCACUAAAAUAUUGGCUCAUGAGUACCUACAUUAAAUCAAAAACGGAAUUGACUCUCUAAACUAACUACGAGUAAACUUUUCUAUCGUUCUAUACAUGGGUGCUCGAAAGUAUUUCCUAUAAAAACAGGGUGCUCUGGAGUAUUUCCUAUAAAUACAGGUUGCUCGGGAGUAUUUCCUAUAAAUACAGGUUGCUCGGGAGUAUUUCCUAUAAAUACAGGUUGCUCGGGAGUAUUUCCUAUAAAUACAGGUUGCUCGGGAGUAUUUACCAUAACUUCAAGGUGUUGACGAGUCCACUUACAGGAGCCGAACUGCAAGUACUAAUAUUUUUUCAUACAAAGUAAUUCAAAUAAUUCCGACUAUCCAUGUAACAGGGUAAUUUUUUCUAUCCUUGCAUUUUAAAAUGUGUCAAACUUGGUUACGUCAUAAUUAUAAGGAUGCGUAUAUGGGAUGCGUUUUUACAUCUAUUUACAAAAGAAAUCGUAUUUACCCCGAAAGUAUUAAUUUUGGAAUACAUGUUCCCUGAACAUUUUAACUUACUUUUUGGUAAAGAAUAUAACCCCUGAGUUAUGGGAAAUACUCCCGAGCACCCCGUAUAAUCAAGGUAUUACCGGGACCACUUAUAGGAACCAAAUUGCAUAUACUUUAUUAAAUCCAAAAAAACAAAAUAAUUUUUCCAUAUAAAGUAAUUCAACAUAACUGCUGUCGCCGCGCGGUUCCAUCCACGUGGCUCCCGGUCCCGUAGGAAUACGGGGAUAAUAUAUUAUAUAGCUUAUAGCCUUCCUCGAUAAUUGGGCUAUCUAACACUUAAAAAAAAUUUUCAAAUCUGACCUGUAGUUCCUGAGAUUAGAGCGUUCAACCAAACAAAGAAACAAACUCAGCAGCUUUAUAAUAUUAUUUAUUGAUAAUAUUUUCCUAGCAUAUUUUGAAUUAACUUUUUUUUAAGAAUAUAACCCUAGAGUUAUGGGAAAUACUUCCGAGCACCCUGUAUACAGGUAAAAUGCAAUACAUGCAUGUAUCUUUGCUUAUCAUACAAUCCAUGCAGUAUGUAUUGUAAAUAGCGUUUGUGCCUUAAUUAUGUUAUGUACUUGUAUGAAAUAGCAUUCAUACUUUAUGUCCCUGUAAUUACACCAUAAACCAUACUACCAUAACCAAAGAUUUUAUACUAUUAGAUAUGUCACUAAUGUGUCGAAACUUUGGCCGACAAUUGUCUUAAUUUCAUAUAGUCGCAUUGAAAACAACGAACGUUAUCUAAACUAAUAAUGUCUACAAUGUCGAGUUGUGUGUUCAGGAAGUGUAAAAACUAUGAAUAUAAACUGUAAGUAAACACAAAAUUGCGCAUGUGUGCGCUCAGUGAAGUAGUAAAAUCCGGAUCACUCUUUCCGGUGUAUGAAGUAGUAAAAUCAUUGUAUUUGUAGGCACGUAACUUAUCUAUAGUAGAAAAUCUUUGACCAUAAACAUAAAUACCAUUCAAAUGAAACGAUCGAUGCUCCUUGACGUUUGAAAGCUAAAUGCGACAGUUUAUAUAAAUAGCAGACCGCUUACGACAUUUCACUCGCGCAGUUCCCAUUCCAGUGGGAAUAUCUUCUCGAACCACGGCGCGUUUGGAGCCUUCGUAUGUAUUUCAAGUUUUCGACUAAUUAUUAUCACCAUUAUUUAAUAAUAUUAGUAAUAUAUUACUUGACCUUUCGAAUGUGCUUGUAAAUUGAAACCUUAUUGAAUAAACGAAUUUGGAGUUUUAAAUACAAAAUAAAUAAUAUGUUACUCGCUGAUAAUGUAGCUUUCCAUUGAAGAAUCUGCCCAUAAGUUACUGAGAGUAUUUGUCACAAACAAACAAAAAAUCAAGUGUACCUCUUUAGAAUUUUAUAGUUCUAGAAUCUUUUUUUCGAUGAACGUCACGCUGAUGUAUACACAGAAAGAAUAAUAACUAUCGAAUCUAGCAACUGCAAGUCUUGUCUAGUUGCAUCUUGAAUCUAGAUUCUAUAUGUCGAGUCUAAAUUCUAGAUCUAGAACUAAGGUGACGUAAAUGUUUUUAUUUUAUCGAAUUAUCCUUAAGUAAUCAUUAUUAAUAUUCAUAUUAUAAUCAUUCUCCCAAAGCAUUUAGUGAACUUGACACGCCUUUUCAGUUAUUAAUUACUAAUAUUUUAUACAUUUUGUAUAUAUUUAUGUUAUGUCUAUUUGUAAGAAAAUAUAAUUAUUUUUUUAAAUUACUUAUUGUAAAAAUGUGAUAUGAAAACAACAAAUAUUAUCAGUUUUAUUGAAGUAAAUUACCGAUAUAAUUUUGCUGUAGCAUUAUAACAUUUAUUGAACAUAUUAUAUGAACUAUAGUUACAUUAAUUUAACAAUAGUUUUUAUUAAUUGUUAUUGUAUAGAUAUAAGUUUUUUUAAAAUAAAUCAUUACAUUAAUAAUGACUUUUUUUAAGAGAGCCUUUGUCAGUCGUUGAUAAUGUAGCUUUUCAUUGGUGAAACUAUUUUAAAAAUUAGUCCUGUCUAACAAAGAUGAAUUGAAAGGCGCCUUAAAGUCUUAGGGUCAAUUUCAUCCAAUUCUAACAAAAGUUUUUCUAUUUCAAUAUAACCAUAAUCUAUAUAUAUAUAAAA
Messenger RNA from Bicyclus anynana (squinting bush brown), 3999 nucleotides. RefSeq names its product IST1 homolog (gene Ist1). Gene Ontology annotation, biological process: protein transport. Bases 158 to 1297 code for a protein of 379 amino acids. The record is from RefSeq and is a predicted model, not a curated record. The transcript is spliced from 7 exons. NCBI's taxonomy places the organism in Eukaryota, Metazoa, Arthropoda, Insecta, Lepidoptera, Nymphalidae.